GCAGGGCGUUGGUCGUUCAUCAUCUCAAAUGAGUUACCGUUUUAUCAGUCUCAAGUCGUCUCGGUAAUUGUGGAAUCUAAACAAGCUUCGAUUGACGACAUACCGAUUACAAUUACGUCGUUCGUAAAUGAGCCAUUUAUCGAUUAUCAAACUUCUCCUGCUCCUCAUGUAAUUGUAUUUGCAAUUGUGAACAAGGGGAACGAGUUUGUCGCUAAUGCUGAUGUAAUCGCCAUUUUAGAUAGGCCAAAUGCACCGGAUGAGGUCUUUGAACUAUAUGAUAGUGGUACAAAUGCAGACAUACUGAAAAAUGACGGUAUUUAUUCUGGUUAUUUCUUCAACUUCACUGACAAUGGACGCUACAGCGUUGAAGUUAAGGUCAAGGGCAAAGAAGAUACAGCAUCAAUUGGAUUUGUGGAAAAUUCUAGAUCUUUCCCUAUUCAAGGAGAGGAGGAGACAAUAAUGAAACUGGUUGGCAUGUUUGAGCGUUCAGCGUCAGGAGGUGUACUCCAAGUGUCAAACCACGUUGACGUUGCAAUAGAUCGUCUGCAACCAUCACGGAUUAUAGAUCUAAAAGUUAUUGAAGUUUCGUAUCAACAACAGAGUGUAACUUUACAAUGGACUGCAGUCGGUGAUGAUUUUGAUAAAGGAUCAG
Anneissia japonica is the source of this 652-nucleotide messenger RNA. Its product is annotated as calcium-activated chloride channel regulator 4-like. The transcript has 2 exons. The record is from RefSeq and is a predicted model, not a curated record. The annotation marks the transcript as partial. Lineage: Eukaryota; Metazoa; Echinodermata; Crinoidea; Comatulida; Comatulidae.